Metarhizium brunneum ARSEF 3297 is the source of this 1764-nucleotide messenger RNA. The record is from RefSeq and is a predicted model, not a curated record. NCBI's taxonomy places the organism in Eukaryota, Fungi, Ascomycota, Sordariomycetes, Hypocreales, Clavicipitaceae.
AUGGGGGAGUCAAGUCCUACACGUCCCAAAAAGUUCAAUACUGAGCUGACGGAUUACUCUCUGCCUCGCCACCAGCAAGAUGGUCCGUAUGCUGACAAUCUGGAUCUCGACGUAAUAGUUAUUGGUGCCGGUUUUGCUGGCAUCUUUAUGCUCAAGACUCUUCGGGAUCGCGGAUUCAAGUCUGUCAUUUUUGAGGCGGGGAGCGACCUUGGAGGAACGUGGAGAUGGAAUUCGUAUCCCGGAGCAGGCGUAGAUUCCGAGGUCCCAGAGUAUGAAUUUUCUUGGCCCGAGGUCUGGAAAACGUGGAAUUGGUCGUCCAACUACCCCGACUACCGGGAUCUGCGGGCGUAUUUCGAUCACGUCGACAAAACUAUCGGCGUGAAGAAGGACUGUUCGUUCAACACGGUGGUUGUUGGCGCCAGUUUCGACACGGCAGCCGGAAAGUGGAGUGUUCGUACAGAAGAUGGGCGAACCGCAAAGGCCAAGUUUUUGGUUUUGGGCACUGGAUUCUUUCCAGAGCACCAUAUUGAUUCACGGAAACUGCUACACCAGGCUGCGAGGCGUUAUAUUCCCGACUGGCCGGGCAUGGACAAGUUCAAGGGCGUCAUACACCACACCUCCUUCUGGCCCGAGGAAGACGUAGACGUGAAGAACGAGCGAUGUGCCGUCAUUGGCACCGGCGCCUCUGGCGUUCAAGUUGUUCAGGCGUGGGGGCCGGUCGCCGGCGAGGUCAAGGUCUUCCAGCGCACCCCGAACCUGGCGCUGCCCAUGCGCCGCAGGAAAAUGACACCCGAGGAGCAAGAGCGAAAGCGAGCAUUGUACCCCGAGCUCUUCACUCUCCGGGAGACCAGCUUCUCCGGCUUCUACUUCGAUUGGUACGAGAAGAAUACAUUCGAUGACACUCCCGAGGGUCGCGAGGCAGUGUAUGAAAAGGCAUGGCGAGACGGGGGGUUCAAAUUUUGGCUUGGCAUCUACAAGGACAACUUGUUUGACGGCGAGGCCAAUAAAGAAUCGUACAGGUUUUGGGCAAAAAAGGUCCGGGCUCGCAUUGACGACGCGCGCAAGAGGGACCUGCUCGCGCCAGAGACGAUGCCCCAUUACUUUGGCAUCAAGCGUCCUUGCCUUGAAAAUGACUACUACGAGCAGUUCAACCGGCCUAGCGUCGAUGUCGUUGACAUUAGCAACAACGGCAUCAAGGAAUUCACCGAGACCGGCAUCACCCUCGACGAUGGCACGCACCACGAGUUUGAUGUGAUUGCCGUUGCCACAGGAUUUGAUAUUGUAUCCGGAGCAAUGACGCAACUUGGCCUGCAGAGCAUCAAUGGCACCAAUCUACAGCAGGAAUGGGCCUCCGGGAUAAGCACGUACCUGGGCAUCAGCGUCAGCGGCUACCCCAACAUGUUCCACCUCUACGGGCCUCACGGGCCGACUCUUCUCAGCAACGGCCCGACGACGGUCGAGGUCCAGGGCCGCUGGAUCGCCGACAUGCUCGACAAGAUACAGCGACAGGACAUCAAGUACGUGAACCCGAAGCGCGAAGCGGCCCGGGAAUGGACAAGGCACGUCGUGGAGCUGAAUGACAAGACGCUGAUUCCGACGACCAAAUCGACCUACAUGGGAGGCAACGUCCCUGGCAAGGUGUACGAGCCCAUGUGCUACGCCGCCGGGGUCGCGAGCUACAGGGCCGAAAUCAGGGCUGCGCUGGAUUCUAUGCAGGGCUUUGAGGUUGUGAGCAAUAGGAUUGCGGUGAAUCCCAGACUGUAG